Pleurotus ostreatus (oyster mushroom) is the source of this 378-nucleotide messenger RNA. RefSeq lists its product as uncharacterized. The coding region runs from base 1 to 378 and encodes 125 amino acids. The transcript is spliced from 4 exons. NCBI's taxonomy places the organism in Eukaryota, Fungi, Basidiomycota, Agaricomycetes, Agaricales, Pleurotaceae. The record is from RefSeq and is a predicted model, not a curated record.
AUGCCUCCCAUCGUUGCUAAACGACGUUUUCGCUUCUCUAUCGCUCGCCCACCGACCACUGGUCCUAUUGUACUUGCUGUCUGCAUGGGAGAAGAGCUGCAAGGGAUUCCUGAAGCUCGCCUGGUGGAUCAACUUGCCCGCCGCAAUGCCACUCCGCGUCCUCCAACCCCUCCGGUCAACACGACGAGACCGCACACAACCAAUGUGGUGCCUCGUCGCAAUGCUACUCCAGGUCCUUCAAACCUUCCAAGACAAUAUAUGCUUGAUUCAGUUGCUCGCCGCAAUGCCACUCCAAGCUUUUCAAACCUUCCGGUCAUUCCAAGACCACAACACGUUGUCGAUACAUUACCUGAUUUCAAAAACAGACCUCUUGAGUAA